CAAACUGAAGGACACGCGGCAGCAACUGCAAUGUGGGUUCUUGUUUUAACCGGGUUCCUGCUUUAUGGCUCCAUACACACAGCUCACAGUGCCGUAUCGAAUCAGAGCGGUACAGAGCAGGGUAACACUCUUCUGUUCUGUAAACAUGAUGGGAAAGUGAUUUGGAGUAAAGGUGUCGAUGGAGGGAGAGGGGACAUCCUCACUGCUGAAAAUGGAGAAAUCAUCAUUAAACACAAACCUGAUCCAGAUAACAGAUACAGUGUGUUAAGUGAUUUAUCACUCCUGAUACAGAAUCUGUUUCAAUCAGACUCGGGGAUUUACUACUGUAACGCUGUUCCUGUGGUCAACCUGACUGUCAGUUCAUUAAACGGUAACAAUACUGAGAAAGUAACAGAUUCAACUCUCAAAGAUUCAGCCUCAGGGGGACCUCCGCCCUACCAAACCACUGAACCCCCCUUUGGAGAAGGAGGUGACAAAAUGGACAAGAAGGCGGAGAAGGAUGGGGAGGAUGAUGAUGAUGAUGAUGAUGACGAAAAAGAGUUGUGGACAGUUGCUGCUGUAGUUGGAGUGAGCUGUGUGGUGGUGUUGCUGUUGGCUCUGUUGAUGUGGAGAUUUUUCACUAAAAGGAAAACAGGUCAACAAAACCAGAUACACAUGCAGGACUCGAUUAACAACCUUCCAGCAGCCCCACCACCUGGAUUCAGCGUUAUACAAAAUCAGGAAGCCAUCUAUGCCUCCAUUAAUGAGCUUCCAGAAGCCAGACAAUGUGGUGAUCAGGAGAGAGAAAAUGAGGCUGUGUAUUUUCUGGCAACAUCCCCAACAUCCAACACCACAGGUGAUCAGGAGAGAGAAAAUGAGGCUGUGUAUUUUCUGGCAACAUCCCCAACAUCCAACACCACAGACCAGGACCAAGUUGGACAGAUCUACGCCAAGAUCCAGAAGCCAAAAAAUAACACCUGAAAUUGCAGCUGCACUUUUCUCUGUUUAGUUUGUAAUCAUUGGAUGCUGUUAUCUUGUUACUGGACUGUACUGCUUUAAUAAAUUCAUCUUACACAUCAUCCCA
Molecule: messenger RNA, 1063 nt
Organism: Neoarius graeffei (lesser salmon catfish)
Lineage: Eukaryota; Metazoa; Chordata; Actinopteri; Siluriformes; Ariidae
Exons: 11
Coding region: 31-960 (309 amino acids)
Source: RefSeq, a predicted model, not a curated record